AUGGAUAUCGCUUGCGACAUUAUUGACGGUGAACAAUAUGAUAUUGAUCUAGCGAUUGAUAUUUCAGAAGGACUUCGAGAAAAGGCCGUUCCUGGUACACCUGAAAAUUAUGUGAAAAUUUAUACCGAAUGCUGGGAUAAUGAGCCAGAUAAUCGUCCGAUCAUGAGUCAAGUAGUUGAUCAAUUAAAUUCAAUUAUCGCAAAUUUGAACAAGACAAAAGAUGAAAAGAUGAAGAUUGAUAAUGAAGCAAACCUUCAAUCAUUACAAUCAUCAGCACAACAUCGUUAUUCGAGUAGUGUUAUUGCAUCUUCUAAUGAGUUUCUUAAUUAUAACAAAACUGCUGUUUUUGAAUUUCCAACUGCGCAGCAAAUUCCAAGUCAAUCGGUAACUUCGAAUCAUAUAACGAUCCAAGGAUCGUUCAUAAUCUGUAGAAUCAUAUCUCAAGAUUUUAAUGGAAAUUUGUCAUUAGAAGAAGCAAAAAUUAUUAAUAAUUAA
This is a messenger RNA of Funneliformis geosporum, 495 nucleotides long. The record is from the annotation of a GenBank genome assembly. NCBI's taxonomy places the organism in Eukaryota, Fungi, Glomeromycota, Glomeromycetes, Glomerales, Glomeraceae.